Condylura cristata (star-nosed mole) is the source of this 477-nucleotide messenger RNA. RefSeq names its product T-cell surface glycoprotein CD1e, membrane-associated. NCBI's taxonomy places the organism in Eukaryota, Metazoa, Chordata, Mammalia, Eulipotyphla, Talpidae. The record is from RefSeq and is a predicted model, not a curated record.
AUGGGCGAGCACAGAAAGGUGGAAGAACAUGAGGUGGAAGACGAGAGGGUGUGCAGCAGAAGGCCCAGGCCAGCGGCGAGGGCGGGGGCACGCGUCUGCCCACCGCUCCUUUUCGUGGACGUUGACAGCCCAACUCCCCAGGUUCCGGGACCCCACACCCCAGCCCUGGAAGAGCCACCCUCUUUCCGCGUGCUCCAGACCUCCUUCUUUGCCAACCACAGCUGGGCGCACAGCCAGGGGUCAGGCUGGUUGGGCGAGGGGCAGACUCAAGGCUGGGAUGGCGUCUUGGGUACCAUCUGCUUUCUGUGGCUCUGGUCCCGGGGCAGCGCCUGCGAGAAGGAGGUGCAGAACUUCCAGGCGCUUCUGCAGUUGUACUUCUACGGCGGAUCCUCCAUCUUCCUGAUAUUGAUCUGCUUGACUGGAUUUACCCCAGUCAUGCUGGCUGUAGUGGACUCACGUUUUAAAAAGCAGAGGUGA